UCACGAUCAGCUUACGGCUUCUGCUGACGGUCGAUGUCACCGUGUUUUGUAUCCCUGUGUGUCGUCAUCAUUUCAGAGACUAAGACUAGCAUUUCAUGCCUACAUUGGCUUAUGGGUAUUCAAUUAGAUGAACAUUAAGAUGGCGGCUUCAGUGGCAGGUCUUCCUCAAGCACAAAAUCAAGCGAAGCAGCAAGCCGGUGUUGCCUCAGAUAGAUCAUUGCGUUCAGUUUUUGUUGGGAAUAUUCCUUAUGAAGCAUCUGAGGAGCAACUUAAAGAGAUCUUCUCUGAAGUUGGACCAGUUGUUAGCUUUAGAUUGGUAUUUGAUCGUGAAACAGGAAAGCCUAAAGGAUAUGGGUUCUGUGAGUAUAAGGACCAGGAAACUGCCUUGAGUGCUAUUAGAAAUCUAAAUGGGUAUGAACUGAAUGGAAGAGCUUUGCGAGUUGACAGUGCUGCUUCAGAAAAGAACAGGGAGGAAAUGAAAGGUAUAGAAGGAAGCAGUCGUCCAGAAGUAAACCCUUAUGGACCACCAGUUGCUCCUGAAGAGGCACCUGAAGCCAUUACACAAGCUGUGGCAAGUUUACCUCCUGAGCAGAUGUUUGAACUUAUGAAGCAGAUGAAGAUUUGCAUUCAAAACAACCCUGAAGAAGCCAGACAGAUGUUACUUCAAAACCCACAGCUUGCCUAUGCCCUAUUGCAGGCUCAGGUUGUCAUGAAGAUUGUUGAUCCUGUUAUUGCACAGGGCAUCUUGCACAGACCUACCGAACCUUUAGCACCUUUACAACCAACAGGUGCACAACAGCCUCAGCCACUUAUGCGUGCAGGACCUUUAGGGGAAAGAAAAGGUCCAAAUAAUGCAGGCCCUCCUGGACCCUUCCACUCAGCACCUGGAUCAGCACCUGAAAUGAGAGGUCCUCUAGACAUGAGAGGUCCUCCAGACAUAAGGGGUCCACCUGAUGGGAGAGGCCCAGGUGACAUGAGAGGCCCCUCAGAUAUGAGAGGCCCUCAAGAUAUGAGGGGGCCAUCGGACAUGAGGGGUCCUCCAGAUGUUAGAGGUCCACCAGAUAUGAGAGGACCAGGACCUGAUAGUCGGGGUCCACCAGAUAUGAGGGGAAUGCACCCUGACAUGCGGGGCCCUCCAGACAUGAGGGGACCCCCAAACAGAGACAUGAGAGGUCCCAUGGAUAGAGGCCCAGGAGAUAUGAGAGGUCCACCUGAUAGAGGCCCUGGAGAUAUGAGAGGUCCACCUGACAGAGGUCCUGGAGAUAUGAGAGGUCCACCUGAAAGAGGUCCUGGAGAUAUGAGAGGCCCACCUGAUAGAGGUCCUGGUGAAAUAAGGAGCCUUCUUGGAGACAUGCGUGGACCUGGACCAGAUCCAAGGGACUACAGGGGCCCUCAUUCAGACAUGAGAGGACCUGAAGGCAGAGGUUCACAGGGUCCUGACUAUAGAGGUCCUCCCCAAGACCAGUUUGGAGACCCAAGAGAUCGACGCAUGCCCUUUGACCCCAGAGACCCAAGAAACAGAGAGCCACAAAGGGAUGAUAGAAGAGGUCCCUCUAUGGAUCCCAGAGACCAGCCCAGGGACCCAAGAGGUCCACCUCCUGAACAAAGAUACGGACCACCAAGUGGGCCAAGGGAUCCACGUGGUGAACGUGGCCCCCCAGGUCCCCAAAACGAUGGACGUUUUUCAGGACCUGUCCACUCACCACAGCAACAGUGGGGUCCUAACCAAGGGGGACCACCUCCCAGAGGUCCUCAAGGUUUUAAUCCUGGACCGGCGGGGCCUGUUGCGCAAGGUGGUGACGUCACAACUCAGGAUCAAGAGAAGGCGGCUCUUAUCAUGCAAGUGUUGAGCCUCACUGAUCAGCAGAUCGCUUUGUUACCUGAAGAUCAACGACAGAGUAUUAUGGUUUUGAAGGAACAGAUAGCUCACAGCACGCAGCCUCAUUGAUUUAUGUAGCAAUAUCCAUUUAAUUUGCUCUUCUUGUUUUUGAAAAUCAUUAAAACUCUCAGAAACUUUGUAAAGUGAAAGUAAGAA
This is a messenger RNA of Pocillopora verrucosa, 2035 nucleotides long. RefSeq names its product cleavage stimulation factor subunit 2. The record is from RefSeq and is a predicted model, not a curated record. Gene Ontology annotation, molecular function: mRNA binding. NCBI's taxonomy places the organism in Eukaryota, Metazoa, Cnidaria, Anthozoa, Scleractinia, Pocilloporidae. Gene Ontology annotation, biological process: mRNA 3'-end processing. Gene Ontology annotation, cellular component: mRNA cleavage and polyadenylation specificity factor complex.